CUCUCUUACCUUAUCCAUCUCUAUCUCUGGCACUGACCAACCAGCUCUCCAGAGCUAAGGAGGAGAAGAGACAGACUAGACUGCAAGGGAUUGACAGACAGAAGGACAGACAGACAGAGUGACGGGUCCUCGUUGGGGACCUGGAAAAAGUUGAGGACAUUUCUGUUGUGGAUGACAGCCGAGAGAGAGAGAGAGGGGUCCUGUGUAAAGGUCGGCUGUGACAGCAGUGUUUCCAUGGCUCUGGAUGGUUUUAACAAUCUCCUCCACAAACUGAGGGAGUCCCACGACCGAGAGGUCCAAAAAUGGCAAGAGAAAUUGCAGGAGCUAACCAAUAAAAAGGGCUGUGACACAAAGAGAAUGGAGGAGCUGUUCAACAGGAACCAACAGCUGAGAGAGCAGCAGAGGUUACUCACAGACAACAUCAAACAGCUGGAAAACAGGUUGAGGGCGGGGCUGUGUGACAGGUGUACUGUGACUCAGGAUGUGGCCAAGCGCCGGCAGCAGGAGUAUGAGACCUCUCAGAUCCAGAGCCUACAGCACAUCUCCAUCCUGGCUGGAGAGAUGAACAUGAUGAAAAAGGAGAACCAGAGGCUGCGAGAGGAAGUCAGGCAUCUGAGAGUGGCACUAGAAGGUCAGAGUGGACAUUCCUCCUCCCAGGAUGCAACUCCAGAGGUCAGACAUUCGGCUGACCUUUCACCUUCUGCUAUGCCACACAUCCUCACAGCCAUCAGGUCUUUUAACCAGCCACCAGAGGGCGCCACUGCAGGGCUGUCCAUAGUGAAGACUGAGACAGACCACAGCCUCUCUUUUAGAGUUGACGAGACACUACCUGAAUGCAGAGAUGUGAGGGGAUUGAAUGGAAAACAAUCCUAUGAAUCCCAUAAGCUCCUAUCCAUGUCCACUCCCAUCACACAAGCAUUGAGGCCAGAGCACAGUACAGCCAGAGGCAACACUGGGCAGAAGAGAGCCCAUAGUGUGGAGGUGGUUGGUCAGCAACGCUCCCCUGUCACUCCCACCAUUCCACACCCCCUACUUGUCCAGAAAGACAGGCCUCUCCCCUCUUCAUCCUCCUUCUCAUCCUCCUUAUCCACCUCUUCCUCUCUACCUGGAGAUGAGAAGCACAACCGUCACCUGGUCCAUGCUCCAGUCCCUUACUGGCCGCUCCCAAUCAAAAGUGCCCGUCUCUCCCUCCCCUGGCCCCUGCCGGAGCACUCCGACUGGGUCACCGUGGCCACCUCUGUGGACGACGGUUUGGUGUCCCAAUCCAAACAUAACCCCAACCUACCACGCUUCCCCAAUCUACAGACCUACGUCCAGCAGAACAGCAGCCUUGGGAAGGCCUGGCUCAAGCCCAGCCACCCUCCCCAGGCCAGCCUGACCAGGAGUCUGUCCACUGAGCACGGAGAGAGACCAACAGCAUGGGUACAGGACCGUGACAGGAGGGUGGCGCCACACUCGUGGAGGGAGGCAGCGGUGCAGGCAGAGAUGGAGUUUGGGGAGAGUCUGAAAGAGGCUGACUGUCCUCUGGACCUGUCUGAUCCUGGGAGGUCCAAAAGCAUUAAGUCGCUACAGGACAGCAAGGCCAGCCCCACGCUACAGGACAGCAAGGCCAGCCCCGCGCUACAGGACAGCAAGGCCAGCCCCACGCUACAGGACAGCAAGGCCAGCCCCACACUACAGGACAGCAAGGCCAGCCCCACGCUACAGGACAUGUACAUAGAAGGGGAGACAUCUAACAGGACCACCAGGACAGACUCCCCGCCACAGAGCCAGGCCUGUCUCCCCUCUUCCUCAUCCUCCUCUUCCUCCACACCUGCUCUUCCUUCCUCCUCCUCUUCUACACGUCCCACCAGCCAACAGAGGCAAAGCCCCAACAACCACAACCUUAAGGAGGAAGAGCAGCCAGAGAAGGAGGAAGCUGAGGGGAAAGUAGAUCAAAAGACAGGAAAGGACUCUGAGGACAGAAAAGUCCCUGUUCUGACCAUCUCAUUGCGCCCAGUGGUGCUCCUUGAGGCUCUGAAUUCUGGAUUGCAGAAGCAACUUUUCUCCAACGGCAAGUCAGGGAGCAGAUCAGACCACCAGGAAGUGGAAGGCAGUCUGUCUGAGUCAGAGAGCAGCCAGAGAUCCAAGAGGACUGGGCUGGACACAGACACAGAGGUUCGAUGUCAGAAAGAGGAACAAGGCAUUGUGGUCCCCAGGAGGACCUCUCUCAGCUGUGUUCCACCCUGACUGCAACGGAGAUGACGCCCUCACGGGGACAGAGGGGCAGGCAAAGACUUGGACAGAACGUCUUCCAUCUGACUGUUGUCCUCAUGGUUCUAGCUAGUGGGCUUUAUUAAUUUCAAUGGAAUAACCUUGAUAAUGACUAACUAGAUAAUAACAUUGUGAUACAUAUUGGAUCCUCCUCCAAAUGAUAAACAUUUUCCUUCACACUGACUUCCUGCUGUUGUCUCUGAAGGGGAGUAAGUCUGCUGCAACAACUACUUUAUUUUCCUCUCUCUCUUUCUCUCUCCCUCUCUCUCUCUCUCUCUCCCUCUCUCUCUCUCCCUCUCUCUCUCUCUCUCCCUCUCUCCCUCUCUCUCUCUCCCUCUC
Molecule: messenger RNA, 2592 nt
Organism: Oncorhynchus mykiss (rainbow trout)
Lineage: Eukaryota; Metazoa; Chordata; Actinopteri; Salmoniformes; Salmonidae
Biological process (GO): DNA double-strand break processing involved in repair via single-strand annealing
Molecular function (GO): damaged DNA binding
Source: RefSeq, a predicted model, not a curated record